AUGAGUAUUGAACGUAUUCAAGAAGUGAUCAAUCAGGAAUCCAACUUGUCCACUGUUAUUGUUCCGAAGGAUAUCCCUGAUGGUGACUCUCUGUUACAAUUAAAAUGCAAUCUUUAUAUUCAUAUCUUACUUAAGGAGUGGGAAGGCACCAGUGAUCCUCCAUAUAUGCCAGAUAAGUUCCAGGAGGUAAAACGGAAUCUCUGCCCUCUUCUUGUGCAGCUACGAAAGGGUGCUCUGUCGGAAAACUUGUUCACCUCUUUAGCGUCGAUUCUGUACCAUCUGCAACAGGAUGAAUUCACGAGGGCUGAACAAUGUUACAUGGACCUAAGUUUGGGGAAGGUUGCGUGGCCCAUUGGAGUGACCUCUGUGGGUAUUCAUUCUGGCAGUAGCAUGUUGUCGUCGCACGUUAAUAGGGCUAACGUUAUGAAAGACGAGGUUACCAAAGAUUGGAUCAUACAGAUUAAGAGACUGAUUACCUUUAAGAGAGCUAUGGCUGAGGAUGAAUCAGAGUAA
Molecule: messenger RNA, 513 nt
Organism: Eremothecium cymbalariae DBVPG#7215
Lineage: Eukaryota; Fungi; Ascomycota; Saccharomycetes; Saccharomycetales; Saccharomycetaceae
Gene: PRP18
Product: mRNA splicing protein PRP18
Exons: 1
Coding region: 1-513 (170 amino acids)
Biological process (GO): generation of catalytic spliceosome for second transesterification step; RNA splicing
Cellular component (GO): U4/U6 x U5 tri-snRNP complex; U5 snRNP; U2-type post-spliceosomal complex
Source: RefSeq, a predicted model, not a curated record